Messenger RNA from Exaiptasia diaphana, 834 nucleotides. Its product is annotated as guanine nucleotide exchange factor MSS4. The transcript is spliced from 2 exons. The record is from RefSeq and is a predicted model, not a curated record. Gene Ontology annotation, cellular component: membrane; cytosol. Gene Ontology annotation, molecular function: guanyl-nucleotide exchange factor activity; zinc ion binding. NCBI's taxonomy places the organism in Eukaryota, Metazoa, Cnidaria, Anthozoa, Actiniaria, Aiptasiidae. Gene Ontology annotation, biological process: small GTPase-mediated signal transduction; post-Golgi vesicle-mediated transport. Bases 93 to 491 code for a protein of 132 amino acids.
UCCUGCUGCCAGACGACUAAAUACUUUCCCUUGAACCAACAAACUAAUAUUCUUUAAAUAUACCGCAAUUGUCUCCGAGAAAUCAAGCUAAUAUGACCAGUGAAGAUGAAGCUAAACAAUUGGACACCAAUUCUGAUCCCGAUUUUGAUUCUUUGGUCGAAAAUAAAUUGAAUUCCAAGUGGAUCCUCUGCCGGCUUUGUGGAUCAAAAAUUCUUAGACCAGAAGUCGCUGAACUUGUUGACAAAAAGUUCUUUCUACCCAGUAUGCAACAGAAGACUAAAGUGUGCUUAGAUAAUCCAGAAGGAGAUGAAUUAACCAAACAUUGGAUGGUGAAAGACAUGAUGACAUUUGAAAAUGUAGGAUUUUCACACACAGUCAAAAACAUUAAAUACCUUACGUGUGCAGAUUGCGAGGUUGGACCUGUUGGAUGGCAUAAUAUUGAGGACHGUAGUACUUUCUAUAUUGCUGUAAAACGUGUCAAUUACCAAUAAUUAUUAAACAUUAUUAAGUCUAUAUUUAGAUUGUUUUUAGAUUCUGCAUGAUGGACAGGGUUGGUCUCCUUAUCCAUGCAUCUCUAAUCCAGUAGUACUUUGUUUUGUGUGCACCAACCAGAAAAUACUUGCCUGUUUGAACAGAGGGGUGCUUGAAUCCAGAAACAAAACAAAAAACAAAUGCAAGUUYUAAACACAUGACCUCUUGCUAUAGAAAUCAAUCUAUAGCAAUUUUAGUCCACUUGCCCUGAUCAAUUCCUGACUGUAGGCAUACACUAUUUCCCUCAAAACUGUUUUCUAUUUCUCAAUUUUCACACCACAAGACAUGAACAUAUGUGCAAAA